CAACGUUGCCACACGUGCUAAAAUGUGUUUUGUUUUUCGAUUUUCCAAAUAGCCGGUAACGCCACUGCUUUGUUGCAACACGUGUAGCGAUUAGAAAUUUUGUUGCCUUUAUUAUUACACUUGAUUUUUGACAAUAUCCGGGCAAAAUGGGUAAGCCGAAGAAGGCCAACGUGGCAACGAUAAAAAAUGUGAAUCUGGAGAAGCAGAUCACCGAGGGCAGGGUAGCUAAAAACAAGAACAAGGAUAAGGUCAAACUGCGGGCCGAGGAAUCGGCGAACAUCGAUGCCAGGAGCAGUCAAAAGAUCCUGGCCGCGGCCAAGCUGCAGCAGUUGGAGCUGGACGAGGAGAACUUUCCCAGUCUUGUGGCCGUCAAGAAAGUCAACUUCAAUUUGAAUGAUGGCCAUGUCCAGAAGGAUGAAGAGGUCAACGAGACUGACUUCAUGGCCGACCUAGACAUGGACGACGACGAUGUGGCCGCGUUCGAGCGCUUCCACAAGCCAGCACAGGAGGGCAAGCGUACGUUGCACCUCUCCAAGAUGAUCAUGCAGAAGAUCCAGGAGAAGGAGGCCGACAUACACACUAAAAUCUCUGACGAGGGCUCACUAAAGAUCGAGGAGAUCGACCCGAAAGUGAAGGAGAUGUACGAGGGCGUGCGCGAUGUGUUGAAACGCUAUCGUAGCGGCAAGAUCCCUAAGGCCUUCAAGAUCAUACCAAAGCUGCGGAACUGGGAGCAGAUCCUGUUCAUCACUGAGCCCCAUAAUUGGAGCGCUGCCGCCAUGUUCCAGGGCACCCGCAUCUUCUGCUCGGUGCUGUCGCAGGCAAUGGCCCAGAGGUUCUAUAACCUGGUGCUCCUGCCACGAGUUCGCGAUGAUCUCUGCGAAUAUAAGAAGCUCAAUAUGCAUCUGUACAAUGCACUGAAGAGGGCUCUAUUCAAGCCGGCUGCCUUCAUGAAGGGCAUCAUUCUGCCGUUGCUCGAGGGCGGCGAUUGUACAUUGCGCGAGGCGAUCAUUUUCGGCAGCGUGGUGGUCCGCAGCUCCAUUCCCGUCCUGCACUCCUCCGCCUGCCUUCUGAAGAUCUGCGAGAUGGCCUAUUCGGGAGCUAACUCCAUAUUCAUCCGCUACUUUCUGGACAAGCGGUAUGCUCUGCCCUAUCGCGUCGUGGAUGCCGCAGUCUUUCACUUUCUAAGAUUCGAGAACGACAAGCGUGAGUUACCAGUGCUAUGGCACCAGAGCCUGCUCACCUUUGCCCAGCGCUACAAGAACGAUAUAUCCUCCGAACAGCGGGAUGCACUGCUGCAGUUGCUUAAGAAGAAGAGCCAUUUCAAGAUUACACCCGAUGUGAGGAGGGAGCUGCAGGCGGCCAGUUGUCGCGAUGUGGAAAUGAUGGAGACGGAUAAUGGCCUGGCUGGGCAGCCAGCCAAGAUGUACACGGAUGCCGAUGUGGAGUACGAGGGCUGAGGCGGUGUAAAUUAAGGAUAACUUUAAGAUGAUAUUGUUUUACUAUUUAAUAUCGGAUAGUCGUUAAAUAUGUAAAUAUACCUACAUAUGCAGUGAAAAUCAAA
Drosophila simulans is the source of this 1561-nucleotide messenger RNA. It is a transcript of the gene bys, whose product is annotated as bystin. Gene Ontology annotation, molecular function: snoRNA binding. The transcript is spliced from 5 exons. Gene Ontology annotation, cellular component: preribosome, small subunit precursor; nucleolus; cytoplasm. Lineage: Eukaryota; Metazoa; Arthropoda; Insecta; Diptera; Drosophilidae. Gene Ontology annotation, biological process: rRNA processing. The record is from RefSeq and is a predicted model, not a curated record. The coding region runs from base 147 to 1457 and encodes 436 amino acids.